Schistosoma mattheei is the source of this 2471-nucleotide messenger RNA. The record is from the annotation of a GenBank genome assembly. NCBI's taxonomy places the organism in Eukaryota, Metazoa, Platyhelminthes, Trematoda, Strigeidida, Schistosomatidae.
AUGACCUUUGCUCAAGAUGGUGGAGCGAUUACAUCUAUUGGCUUUAGAAGCGGUUCACAUGGUUUGCAAAGUCCUUCAAAUGUUGAUGAAAACAGUAGGAUCACUUUGCUACCUGAUGACAAUAAUGAUGUUUAUUUAAUUACUGGUUGUGAGACAGGAUAUAUCAACUGUUGGAAACUUCAAAACAAUGGAAAAAGUAGAUCAGUUGGCGAAGCUCGCAACUUACAUUGGGGUAGUGUAAUAACUAUAUACUGCAUUCCUGGAGGUGAUGGUGCCAAUGGAAUAGUAACGUCUGGAACAGACAAUUGUAUAAAGGUUUCUUACUUCGAUCGGUCUGACGGUAGUCCGCGUACAGUAUAUCGUCGAGUAGGCCAUUCUCGACCUCCGAAUCGCAUAUUAUUCUGGCCCGGGUGUUCGGCCGGUGGUGGGUUGUUACUUAGCGCUGGAAAAGAUGGUGUACUUCGUAUAUUUUCAACGUUCAAUGAAAAUAUGAAUAAAAGCCUCGGUUGCGCAUAUGCUCCUGGAGUUCCGGAUCGCCGGAAAACUACUCGUCAACAGAGAUCACCGUGGUUACUACCUGACGUGGUCCACAUGGCUGCAUGUUCUACACGUGCUGAGGCGUGGGAUAGCGUGGUUGCAAUCCAUAGCGGGAAACGGCAAGUAACCAGCUGGAAUUUCCCGAAGGCUACUCGAGGCCAACACUGGUUUGAUCCACUGAAAUUUCAUGGGUGCUAUGGGGAAGCAAAUCGGUUGUACAAGAACAUAGUUGCUACGUGUGCAUACUUGACAAGUUGUGGUAACUAUGCUCUCAUUGGUUAUUCAAGUGGAGAUGUCUUCAAGUUUAAUAUGCAGUCUGGUUUGGAGCGCGGUUCAUAUGGAUCACCUACCGCACAUUUGUGCUCUAUUGUCGGACUAGCUGUCAAUAAUGUAAACCGAGUUACCAUAACUGUUGGUGAGAGUGAAAUUCGUUUCUGGUCUUUUCACGAGCACAAGUUACAUGGACAACUUGACUUACCAUCAACCUCUUUGUUGGUCAGAUUUCAUGCUGAUAGUGAUGUUCUAGCUGUCGCUUUGUCGAAUGCGGCUAUCACUUUGGUUGACAUUGUACAUCGAAAGGUUAUUCGAACGUUCAUCAAUUCUGAAGUCCAACCUUGUGUUGAUAUGGACAUUUCAUUUGACGGCCGAUGGUUAGUUUCCGCACACCACGGAGAUCCCUUGGUAAAAACGUGGGAUAUAGUGGAUAGUAAACUGAUAGACUGCUUUCGUGUAGAAAUUCCUAUCACUUCAAUCGCUUUAUCCAGGGCAAAUGAAUUUCUAUGUACAACUCAUUCAAACUGCCUUGGUAUCUAUCUUUGGGAUAACCGUGCAACUUACAAACAUUUACACCUCCAGCCUUUACCUAUUGAUUUUGUUCCAUCUGAAAAUCAAUCUCCAGUAUCAUUACCAACUAGAAUAUUAAUGACUCGAAAUACAUGUGAUCUAAUUGAGCUUGGUAUGGAUACAGAUAUCAGAAAGUAUAUGGAUUUUGAGUACAUGGAUGAAUUGUCAUCUGGAAAGUGUGGAGAACACGUUUAUAUAUCUCCUGAACAAAUUCAUUGCCAUCUUUUAACACUCUCUGGAAUCCCAUCAUCAUUUUUUGCAACAUUACUGAAUUUGGAUUUUAUUCGACAACGUAAUCGGCAAGCUGGGAAACUUUUAAAUAACAAUACUGCUACUCAUGCAGUUGCAGAAAAUCUCAUAAAUCUACCAUUCUUUUUGCCAGUUGUUGAGACCAAUCAAGGCUUACUAUCGGCUGAUGAUUUUAGUAAUGGGUUGUCAACUAAACAACAGUUGAAUAAUAAAACAAGUAAUCGUAAACGACGUGGAUUGUUGGAUAAAGAUUUCGAACUCGCUAUUGAACCUAUACAAAACUUAUCUAUGAGACUUAUUCGAGCGAAAUCAAAUGAUGACUUCGAUAAGAUUUCUCAUGACUUAAAAUCAGUUGGAAUUACUGGACUAGAUUUGGAAAUUCUUCUACUUGUUCCAUCAGCUGAAGAGGAAAUGCCUUGUUUAAAUCCUAAACGAACAAAAGCAUUCUAUGAUCAUGUGACCAAUCCUUACUUAAAACUGCAUGGAUUUCUUCGAUAUAUAAUUAAUCGGUUUCAAUCGAAUCGAGAUUUCGAUCUUGCUUGCGCUUGUUUGGAAAUUUUGUUGCAACAGCAUAGUGAUAUUUUAUUCCGACAUUGUCAUGUACAGAACAAUUUGUUUAAUCAAAAACCGGACGAACUAAAUGAAAAGUAUCUACAGAUAGUGAUAAAAGACCAAAUGAAAUAUGAUUCGAUGUCCCCUUAUUUCGUUACAUUAAUUUUAGUUAACCAAGCAAUAAAGACUAAAAGAAAAGCACAAUCGAACUUAACACAUUGUAUUACUCAAUCUUUAUGUUUAGUUGAUUUCAUUCGUAAUCCUGUGACUGCAUUGCAGUUAUAAAUAAU